This is a messenger RNA of Perca fluviatilis (European perch), 4029 nucleotides long. RefSeq names its product large neutral amino acids transporter small subunit 1-like. The coding region runs from base 109 to 1758 and encodes 549 amino acids. The record is from RefSeq and is a predicted model, not a curated record. Lineage: Eukaryota; Metazoa; Chordata; Actinopteri; Perciformes; Percidae. Gene Ontology annotation, biological process: neutral amino acid transport; amino acid transmembrane transport. The transcript has 12 exons. Gene Ontology annotation, cellular component: membrane. Gene Ontology annotation, molecular function: L-amino acid transmembrane transporter activity; neutral L-amino acid transmembrane transporter activity.
GAGACAGAGAGGAAAUCCAGGCAGGAGGAGGAAGUGGACAUAAAGGGAGGAAGGGAAAGGGGGCAGGAGGAAAAAGACAAAACAAGGGGACCCAGAUAAAGAGGGAAGAUGGCUGAGCCGGAGCUGAAAUUACGGAGCAGCCGGGAGAGCGUUGCCAAGGCGGUGAGCCAGGAGAAGAUGGGGGAAUUACCUGAUGAUGUGCGUGUCAACAUAAACAGAGGAAGAGCUGAAGCAGACCCAGACCAAGAUGAUCUGAUUGUAGAGCACCCAGCGUCUCCGUCUACACCCAUGGUCCCUGCUCCUACUGACGCAGGCCCUAUCAUCGGCUCGCCUGCCAAAGAGAAGAUCGUGCUCAAACGCAGCAUCACUCUCUUCAAUGGUGUGGGAAUGAUCAUAGGCACCAUCAUUGGCUCUGGCAUUUUCGUCACUCCAACAGGUGUGAUCAAAGAGACCGGCUCAGCUGGGCUCUCCCUAAUCAUCUGGUCUGCCUGUGGAGUGAUCUCUACCAUGGGCGCCCUAUGCUAUGCUGAGCUGGGCACAACCAUCACCAAGUCGGGGGGAGACUACACUUACAUCCUGGAGGUGUACGGCGAACUGGCGGCUUUUCUAAAGCUGUGGGUGGAGAUGCUCAUUAUCAGACCGUCAUCACAGUAUGUGGUGUCGCUGGUGUUUGCUACCUACCUUCUGAAACCUCUCUACCCAAACUGCAGCGUGCCUGACAGUGCAGCCAAGCUCAUUGCCUGCUUGUGUCUUACCUCCCUGACGUUUGUAAACUGCAUAAGUGUGAGAGCGGCCACCAAGGUGCAGGACUUGUUCACAGCUUCCAAAUUGCUAGCCCUGAUCAUCAUCAUCCUCUUUGGCUUCAUCCAGAUUUCCACAGGUGAUGUGCCGUACCUGAAACCAGACAAGGCGUUCGAAGGCAGCAAACUGGGAGUGGACAAUAUUGUCUUAGCUCUGUACAGUGGUCUCUUUGCUUUUGGAGGCUGGAAUUACCUGAAUUACGUGACUGAGGAGAUGAUCAAUCCAGAGAGAAACCUGCCCUUGUCCAUCAUCAUAUCCAUGCCGAUAGUGACGGUGGUGUACGUUCUGACCAACCUGGCAUACUUCACCACCAUCUCUCCUGAAGUCAUGGUCGAGUCUGAGGCUGUUGCCGUGAGUUUUGGGGAGUACCAUCUUGGUGUGAUGUCCUGGCUGAUUCCUGUCUUUGUGGGACUGUCCUGCUUCGGAGCCGUCAACGGAUCCCUGUUCACCUCAGCACGGUUGUUCUAUGCUGGAGCUCGAGAGGGUCAACUCCCUGCUGCUCUGGGUUUGGUCCACACAGACCUCUUCACACCAGUGCCGUCCCUCAUCUUCACAUGUUUGCUGUCCAUGAUGUACGCCAUCUCCCAGGACAUCUUCUCUGUCAUCAAUCUCUUCAGCUUCUUCACCUGGCUGUGUGUUGGUAUGGCCAUUGCUGGCAUGCUCUGGCUGCGCUUUACCAAGCCCGACCUCAGAAGGCCAAUUAAGGUGUAUCUGUUCAUCCCUGUGACUUUCGUUUUGGGCUGUGUCUUCAUGAUCGUUGUGUCGUUCUGGGCUGCUCCAUUUGAGUGCCUGUUAGGCAGCGGCAUUAUUCUUACAGGCAUCCCAGCGUACCUACUGGGCUACAAGUGGAAAAAACCCCAUGUGAUCAAGAAGAUGCUGGAAAUCUUCACCAUGUUCUGUCAGAAGAUCUUCAUGUCUGUUCCUGAGGAGAGGGAGCAGCGCGAGGAGGAUGAAUAAUGCUGGACAGACUGAACAAGAUGGACUGUCAAUAUCUUCGCCUGAACAUUCUUAAUAUGUUUAUAUUAAUUCACUUGUGAUUUGGCUAAAGCAGUUUUUUUAAAGGCAUAUUUUGUGAACACUACAAAAUGUUUAAAAAACUUGAAAAAUCUUCGUCAGGUUUUUGACAUUUUCCAAGAAUGCUAGAACAUGCUUACAUGUUGUAUGUUAGUUAGUUAAUGGAGAGUCAUGCUAUGAUCUUAAAAUGUGAGUAAUUGUUGCAGACACAUAAUUAAUUGUGUGUGUUAGAAGUUGCAUACAAUAUACUCUGGUGGCCUAAAACAUACAAGUUAAUUGUUCACCUAAAGUUUACAAAUGAGUGGCUUAGUGAGACAUUUGAUAAAAACUAACAACCAAGCUUCACAUAUUUUAUUAUAGUUUACAGUUUUAUAGAAUAUGAAAGCUAAUAACCUUUGAGUUAAAACUGAGGACUUUCUGUUACAGUCAAUGAUGUAUGGACUAAUUCAAAGUAAAAAGACAUAAGGAACAUACGUAACUGACAGUGUAUAGUGUAUAAAUAAGAUCAGGCUUGGUAGAGGAAAUAGUUAACUAGCAUUACACUGAUUACAUUAUACACAUACGCUACUAAUAUUUGUGGUAAUGACAACUGAUUUCAAUAUUUGUAUUUUUUGUAUGCAUUUGUAAAAUGAAUCCACAACACUAUCUGCAAGGACAAGCUAAAGUGAGAUAAGACAGUGUAUGUAAUGUUUCCUGAAGAUGUAUCAUGUUAUUCUACCCGUGUCAGAGUCAGUGCUCCACAUGUGAUGUUAUUUGAUGAAAUGACAGUGAAUACCAGCGGUUGUUUGUGAGGCAUUAUUAUAAGAAACUGAAGACCUGCGUAGAUGUCCUUCUAGUUGUGUUUAGAAGACUCCAUUUUAGCGUUAGUGUUUUUUAUUGCUUGUAUCAUUAUUAUCUGUGCCAGCCAUGUCAGUGCUGAUAUUCCAGUUUUUCUUUGUUGCAUUGGCACUAAAAGACCAAAAUGAAUGUUGCAAAUUUAGUGACAUCAGCUUUGCUUUUAUAUUUUACCUAUACAAUCUUACUUUUAAAGUGAAUAUCUGGGGUUUUCCCAAAGUUAUUGUAAGCACAUUACCAGUCUACUCAAAAUAACAGUCGCAGAGGGAAGUGAAGGAGGGUCAGCCUCUACAGUCCAGGUUUUGCAGGACACUGCCGGGUCAACUGGAAAUGCAUACAGUAAAAUUCAAUAAUAAUGCAUAGACACAAAACAAAAAAUAGUGCCAUUCUUCCAACAUAAAUGGAGCUGAAGUGUUUUGAAUUUCUCACAACGGCAGACAGCAGUACGAGGGAAAGGCUGAAAGAAUGGAAAUUGGAAAGCAUCACAACAAACUGGACAAUGAUCAACCAAAGUUUAAAAAUACCACUAUGUAAAUAAAUCUACAUGUAAAAGAAGUGAAUACAUCUUCAGUAUAAUUACCACCUGAUGGCAACAACGCCCUAACAACUCUAAUGAAAAUGGAAGUUGAUAUGAAAGUUUAUUACAAACUUUUGAACAUAAUGCACCUUUUUCACCCCAAUAUUUAUUUUUCUUCAACAGUCAGAUAGCUAGAGACACAACAAUGAACAGCACAAUGGAUGAAGUAAUAGCCAAAUUAUGAAUGUGCCCUUAAAGCUUUAGUGCUUUACACGAUGACGAUAGCGCAGCAAGCAGCUUUUUGUACAUUCAACAUGACGGCCACUACACCGAAGCGCAGCAACCCUGUUGAUGCCGCUGUCGCUGCUACGUCACCCGGAUCGUUGGUCUGAUUGGUUGGACUAUCUAAUUGCGCCCAGAAUCAUUUGAGCAGCGUCCGUUGGUGACGCCCCUUAGGAAAUGAGCUGUGAAUGAAGCUUGCCAACCAGGCCAUUACAAUUCCUCAUGGGGGCGACAUAAACUACCCACUAUAGCUUCAAUAAACCCAAUUAAAUUAUAACAGAGGGUGUCUAAAAAACACAUCAUAUUGUUUACUAUGCAGAUAAAUAAUCUCUGCAGAUCCCAUCAUAUAUUUCAUGUUAUGCACAACAUGCUGUAUCUCUGUGUACAAAGUGGUAAGCAUUGGUAAUUCAUCUAUGGUGUUUGCUUAAUGAAAAUGUUAUGGAGAACAAACUCUGUUAGCAUAUUUUUAAUCUUAAAAAUUGAAAGUACCCAUGUCAAUUAUUGUAACUGUUGUAUGUCAGUGACUAUGGCGGGUACAUGUAACAAUAAACUAUACAAUAAAAUAUUUUUGUUCAAAGUCA